UUCAUUUUUUCUCUUUCCCCCGAAGCUUGUCAACUACCCUUGCUUGCCACCACAAUAAACACUACCAAAUAAAUGCCUCCCCAAGAGCCAAAGUCAUUUUAACUUGCUAUUAACUCCAAAUUACUACAAUUUCCACUCACCUGUCUGGAAUCGCUUCUAAUCUACUUCACUCCCUCUCUCUACUUUCCACUUUUCUGUUUACCCUGAUCCUUUCUCCACUUGGCUUAGCUCUCCCGCCGUAACCUAACCCCAAAUCUAACCAUUUAUAUAUUACUUUCACAUUCAUUUAAUAUUAGUUAAUCAAAUUUUCUUUAAUUUUAUGCAUCUAGGGUUUGUAUUUAUCAAUUCAUUUUUCUCAGAAUUUCAUAACUGACGCUUUUAACGGCUGAGAAAAAUGGAAGUGGAGCAAACCCGAACGGACAAUCCGGCUAUGACCUUCGAUGAGAUUUCCAUGGAGCGCAGCAAAAGUUUCGUCAAGGCUUUGCAGGAGCUCAAAAACUUGAGGCCUCAACUUUAUUCUGCUGCAGAAUAUUGUGAGAAGUCUUAUCUUCAUACUGAGCAGAAGCAGAUGGUGCUGGACAACCUGAAAGAUUAUGCUGUGCGAGCCCUUGUUAAUGCUGUUGAUCAUCUUGGCACCGUGGCUUACAAGUUAACUGGCCUUGUUGAGCAACAAACUUUAGACGUCUCAACCACGGAGCUAAAGGUUUCAUGUCUAAAUCAGCAACUUCUUACAUGCCAAACAUAUACGGAUAAGGAAGGUCUUAGGCAGCAGCAGUUGUUGGCAUUCAUCCCAAGACAUCACAAACAUUAUAUAUUACCAAAUUCUGUUAACAAGAAGGUACAUUUUAGCCCUUACAUUCAAACUGAUGCAAGGAAAAAUUCAUUUCAAGCUAGAUCUCAUCUCCAGCCUUCAGGUUCCCCCGCAUCCAAAACUCUUUCCUGGCAUUUAGCCUCUGAGACCAAGUCUACAUUGAAAGGGACUUCACAAACUUUGAUGAAUGCUGAAGACACAAAAAAUUGUGGAAAAUCUUCUGCAGUUUUCCAACUACUGGCAGAUAAAGAAGAGAGUACACAGACAAGACCAUCAGGAGCUCUUUCUCAACUAUCAGCUGGAAGUCCUACUUCUGGUGUAAUCAUGCAAACAUUUGGUGUCACACGCAGGGAAUCGUUGGAGGGUUCUAAGCCUUUGACAGCAUUCAGGUCAUUUGAUAACCCAAGGCGAGAGAUGGUACGUGCUCCUGCUCGCAGUAAAAGUGUGCUAUCAGCUUUUUUUGUUAAACAAAAAGCAUCAAAACUGAAGGCUGGCUGAACUCUCAAGUCUCAACAAAGCAAAAUGUAUAUGCCACCCUGCAUGCCUCGCUGUUACGUCCGUUGAGAUGGCAGGAAAUGUCUCUCUUGCUUGUCGAUAAUGGCGCCUCUUCUUGUAGUCACUGAAAGUUAAUUGCUCAAAAUAUAUUUUAUUCCACCCUAAUUAUUACUUAGUUCUAAUAAUGAGCAUAUUGUGCAUAAGAAUCUGGUAAUGAAGAUAAUGACGAUUGUCUUUACCCCUGGGUUAUAUUGAUAAUGUUAAUAAUUGUGGGUUGUUGAUAGUGCUGAAUGAUAAUAAUGUUGAUAGUUCAAGAUACAUUAUUGCAGGUAGUUGAGAGCAAUAACACAAAAUUAUAUACCAUUCAUGAGAUCAUAUUUAGUGUUCCUCCUGUUAUGGUGAUAUGUUCCAUUCCAUGGUUGGUUGUCUAAACUUUUUCAAAGCAUUGUAAUCUCUUAUCAAUUUUAUUAUAAUACUCUUUCCAGAAUA
Messenger RNA from Hevea brasiliensis (rubber tree), 1795 nucleotides. RefSeq names its product protein ABIL1. NCBI's taxonomy places the organism in Eukaryota, Viridiplantae, Streptophyta, Magnoliopsida, Malpighiales, Euphorbiaceae. The record is from RefSeq and is a predicted model, not a curated record. The transcript has 9 exons. The coding region runs from base 395 to 1309 and encodes 304 amino acids.